Ornithodoros turicata is the source of this 1689-nucleotide messenger RNA. RefSeq names its product D-ribitol-5-phosphate cytidylyltransferase-like. The transcript is spliced from 2 exons. Lineage: Eukaryota; Metazoa; Arthropoda; Arachnida; Ixodida; Argasidae. Gene Ontology annotation, molecular function: D-ribitol-5-phosphate cytidylyltransferase activity. The record is from RefSeq and is a predicted model, not a curated record. The coding region runs from base 151 to 858 and encodes 235 amino acids. Gene Ontology annotation, biological process: isoprenoid biosynthetic process; protein O-linked glycosylation via mannose. Gene Ontology annotation, cellular component: cytosol.
GUGCGAGGCGUGCCCGCGUGCUGGACUGACAGCAAAUUGGGAGAUGAGCUUUAAAACCGCUAUAGUAACAAACGAUGUUUCUUGCAAAAAGCUGUAAUGCUGGACUUUGCUACUUUCGUAGUAUUUGGUUCAAACUAAGGGUCCUGCACUAUGGACCUCACUGUAAGUGUGAUUCUACCAGCAGCCGGCUCUGGUGAAAGGAUGUGCCUUACAACACCCAAGCAGUUUUGCGAGGUGAAAGGAAAAUCGUUAAUCUGUCACACUGUUGAAGCAUUCCUAAAAAAUGACUGGAUCUCAAAAAUAGUCGUCGUGUUCCCGUCUGUUGUACCGCCUACACUGGCGCGUUGUUUAAACGAGCCAGAAUUGACACACAGUAAAGUGGAGAUCAUACCUGGAGGUGUUACACGUCACAGAUCUAUCUUCAACGGAAUCGAUCAUCUCAAACAGAGCUCGCCGAACGUUGUUAUCGUCCACGAUGGCGUCAGGCCGUUCGUCCCUGAAGAGAUCUUAAAGCAGCUGGUUCAGGAAGCCAACUUGCAUGGAGCAGCAGGCCCAGUUGUUCCUCUAGUAUCAACUGUGCUCAAGAUGGACAGUGAAGGUUUCCUCGAAGAAACACUAGACAGGUCAAAAUAUGUUGCCAGUGAGAUGCCACAGGCUUUUAAAUACUGUGUCCUACUUGAUGCUUACAACAAAUGCACGAAGGACGAUUUCGAUCAUGGCACUGAAUGUCUCGCUUUGGUACAUAAAUAUUGCAAGAUCAAACCUAAGCUAAUACCUGGCAACGACCAGCUGUUUAAGGUUACAUACUUGAGAGAUCUGUAUGCAGUAUCUGGCAUUUUAGAAAACAACAGGGACUAGGUUUUGUGCGUAUCUUAAUUGCAUUGCUCAGUACUAGACUCUGUACUUUUUAAUUUUUAUCCUAUGUGGGGUAUACACAACUACUGCACACUAUCCAACUUGAUGGGCUUCUCUGAGAAGGAAUAAGCACUGGUAUCAUUCGAAUUUCUAGUUUAUUUUGGAACUGUUUAGUCACUACGGUGAUUUAAAUGAUUGAUGGGUAACAUCAAUCAUUUAAAAUGUUCUGUGCCAAAAAAUAAGCGCAACUUUGUUUCACAUUGUUUUGUCUUUAGAAAACUACAUGCUGAAAAGGAUUACAUAACAUAAUCAUGUGCCACGCCUUGCUGAUAUCACAGUAAAGAAGUGCCUGUUAGGCCGGUUUCACACAAGACGUUUUUAGCAGAGCCAAAAUGGACUCAUUGUAACCUAUGGGGCUCGAUUGUCCUAAGGUUAUAUUUUUGAAGCAAACAGACAACAAAUAUGGUAGUGUGAAACCAGCCUUAUGCAGAGUCUGUUUUUGGUUGUCUCAUAUGUCAACCACCUACAUCCCAUGUGUUGUAAGUGCAUGUAAAUUUUUCCUUGCCAAAUGCACAACUUAUUGUUUAUCACUUUCGCAUCUUCACUGCUGCUGUGAGUGGAAACAGUAAUAUGUAGCUUGCUUUUUUGUUCCUUCUUUGUAGUGAAGUACCUAGCGGGAAAAAAUUUGAUGUAACAUCGUGUUUUGUGCUUUUCAUAUCCCAGCUUACGUUGUAUUGCUCUUGGGAAUACUCUUUUCAUGUCUUCUCACACUUUUCAAUCAAUGUGACAGCUCACAUUUGAAGCAGAAAUAAACUCGGCAUAUUCUUAAAACAA